GGCUGCAGUGAGCCAUGAUCCUGCCACUGCACUCCAUCCUGGACAACAGUGAGACCUUGUCUCCCCCCACCCCCAAAACAUGCAAAUUGGGACAUCAAAUUGUUAAUGGUGUUUACAAUGAACAGUGCCUUCAGGUAGCUGCAGCUACUCUACAUAGAUUUGCAAGUUUUUGUAGUGAUAGGCUAUGGUAGAUGUUACCAGCCAAGGAGUGGCUGACAAACUCCUUUCACUGUUAUUUCAUUGUCAUGUUAAAAUUCAUAUUUUCCGUCAAAAUAGUGAUAGCUAGGAUUAUAAUCUAGGUCUUCUAAUCUUAGUAACGUGUUGUCUAUGUUAGGGCCUCUCAAAGUUGUAAAAAAGCUGUAUAGAUGUGUUACCAUCAAUCGAUUUCAUUUGUUUUUAUCCUAGUGUUAAAGGUACAAGUUUUUUUUUUUUUUUCUUUCCUGAGGCGGACUUUCACUCUUGUCGCCCAAGCUGGAGUGCAAUGGUGCGUUCUUGGCUCACUGCAUCCUCCGCCUCUCGGGUUCAGGUGAUUCUCCUGCCUCAGCCUCCCGAGUAGCUGGGAUUACAGGUGCCCUCCACCACACCUGGCUAAUUUUUUUUUUUUUUGUAUUUUUAGUAGAGUUGGGAUUUCACCAUGUUGGCCAGGCUGGUCUUGAACUCCUGACCGCAGGUGAUUCGCCCGCCUCGGCCUCCCAAAGUGCUGGGAUUGCAGGCGUGAGCCACGGCGUACCUGGCCAAAGGUACAAGUUUUAAAUAUGCUUUUAUCAUGCAUACAGUACUCUUAUAGAUUCUGUCAGAUUUAGGGAUAUUCUUUUCAGAUUGAUAAAUUGCACAAAAAUCUUGGAGUAUAUUCUUGUAAUUUCUUCUACAAAAUUCUCAAAACAACCUUUUUCCAAUGGGGAGAAGACAUGAACACUGAAGUCAUGUUUUUGGAAAAUACCUUGUUAAAAACAGACACUGCUGUAAGGGUUUCCUUGCUUAUGCUCUUUUGUAGAACUUUAUUGAUGUGAAGAGUUCUCCUUUUUCUGUAAAAGCUUAUUUUAGAGUACGAAGUAAAUGAGGCACUCAGAGAGUUAACCUCAUCAGGUCUGAGUUUAGUUCAGUUUAAACUUUUUGCUCUUAUGCUGGUUGAUAUCUUUGUAACUACUCUACUUCUAGAGUUAUUUUGAUUGGAAAAUGAAUUCCUUUUUUAGAACAUGGAAUUGUAAGGUAGAAAACUGCUAGGUUCUCAAAAGAAGGGAGAUAAAUUCCAACUUGAAAGUUUUUUCCCCUAACGUUCUAAUGCUUUGUUUUUCCUGUGUGUAAAUGCCUUCCUUAGGAACAAGGAAAAUUAUUAACUCAGCUGUGUUUCCUUCCCUUCUCUUUCUCACUGCCCCCCCGCCACCCCAUACCUUAAUACCUUUUGUCCCUUCAAUGCCUUUAUAAACUCUGUCUUCUCAUAGUUUUUCUGGUGAAGCUGUCAUGGCUCCUAUUUCAACCAUAAAGGAUUUGCAGUUCAGUGAUGCUACUGGUUUUACAUCUUCUUUCCCAUCAACCCCAUUGCCCUGGUUAGGAGACCUAGACCAUGGAGUACAUUGCAAUAUUGAAAGUAUUUCAUGUUUAACACAAUUUUUUUUUUUUUUUUUGAGACCGAGUCUCGUUCUGUUGCCCAGGCUGGAGCGCACUGGCACGAUCACGGCUCACUGCAACCUCUGCCUCCAGGGUUUAAGCGAUUCCCCUGCCUCAGCCUCCUGAGUAGCUGGGACUACAUACAGGUGCGUGCCACCACGCCCGGCUAAUUUUUGUACUUUAGUACAAAUUGGGUUUCACUGUGUUGGCCAGGCUGGUCUUGAACUUCUGACCUCAAGUGACCCAUCUGCCUUGGCCUCCCAGAGUGCUGGGAUUACAGGCGUGAGCCACUGCGCCCGGCCAUGUUUAACACAAAUUUGAAAGCGUACUGCUUAGUUUUUUAGGGGGAGUAUGAUAAUCAUAGAGAUGAGACUUGAUCUUUGCUGAAAGUGUUCUUUAUGAAGUCUGAUGUGCAUAAAUUUGCCCAAUAAAAUGCUCUUUUAUUUACACAAAUCAUUUUAGUCGCACUGUAGCCAGAGUGUGGCAUAGCCUGAUGGCUGGCCUCUUUUCAGAAACUCAUCAGGACUGCCCUAGGCCUCGCCCUGUGUGUGCUUCCACUUCUGUGUCUUCCUUCUUGCCCUGCCCCACCUUUUAAUCAGGACCACGCCUCCCUCUCCUACCUUGGUGUUGCAAACGUUGUAGCCAUUGCUGUUGGUAGAUUCUUUGACUGAAAUUGAAUGUCCACCUCCUUUAAAAAAAUUUUUAAAAUAUUUACUUAGCUCCUUAAACCAUCCUUAAAAAGAUAUUUUAGGAGUCCUCCAGACUGCUUUGCAUUAACUUCUGAGAUUAUGCUUCUCUGUUUCUGUAGCAACUAAGUGUACCUUUGUGUUACUUAGCACAUAAUUAAUGUAAGCUCCUUGUGAGUGAGAUUCUCUUUUUAUGCUUGUCACCUCUGCCCAGCCCAGGGACUGGUAAACUGUAGAUGUUUAGUGAAAGUAAUUCAAGUAAAGAGAUAAGAAUGCUCAAAGACAUCUCCCACCUGUGUUCCAGAGAAAUUGUUUGCUGAUUGUAUACUUGCACAUUUCUGUAAACAAAUAGGAAAAUCUUUACUCAAAAAGCAUACAUUAGAAAGUUUCUUAUAGAGUAUAAAAGUUAUAUUUACAAGUUUUUAACUGACUUUUCAUAGCUACAUUUAGCGCAUAAAGUAUUUUCAGAUAGAGUAAUUUAGCCACAUGACCUUUAAAUUAUACUGUUUCUCAGUCUUUAAAAACGUGCCCUCUUUCGGCCAGGCACUUUGAUUCACGCCUGUAAUCCCAGCACUCUGGGAGGCCGAGGCGGGUGGAUCACCUGAGGUUAGGAGUUCGAGACCAGCCUGGCCAACAUGGUGAAAACCUGUCUGUACUAAAAAUACAAAAAUUAGCCAGGCGUGGUGGUGCGUGCUCGUAAUCCCAGCUACUUGGGAGGCUGAGGCGGGAGAAUUGCUUAAACCCGGGAGGCAGAGGUUGCAGUGAUCUGAGAUCACACCACUGCACUCCAGCCUGGGCGACAGAGUGAGGCUCUGUCUGAAAAAAAAUGAAAUAAAAUAAAAUAAAUGCCCCCUUUUAGAUAGCCAUAGAAUUUCUUACCUUUAUUUUGCUUUAAAAUAAAAACAUCAUGUUAACCCAAAAUGAAACAAUUGCAAUAUUGAAAAUGUAUCUUUUAAACUUUAGUGGAUGUUUUUCCAUUUUUUAUUUUCUGUUAAGUAUUGCUAAAGGGCCUGGCAUAAAGGAGGGCCACUGAGAUUACGGUAAGAAAAGGGUUCAUUUUCUUCCUGUGGCAGGUGUUCUGACCAGUUGAACACUAGGGAUGCAAAGAUGAAAGGCAACAGGAUUUUUCUGUAAGGCCCGUCAUCCAGCAGGAAUAGGAAAGUGCAUUGUUCUAUGUAAAGCCAUAGAGACUGGCCUCUGGAAGUGGCUGGCUCUCAGCUGCAUGCUUCUUUGGAUAGUCUGCUACAACAGUCACAUAUAUUAUGGUGUAUCCUGCCCUGCACUCUCCUUGUCUCCCCUUCUUGCUGUACUUUUUUCAUAGUAUUUAUGACACUAUAACAUACCAUAUAAUUUACUUACUAAUUUAUGUAUGGCCCGUCUUCUCAUACUUGAAUGUAAACUCUUAUGAGAUCAAGAUUUAUAUUUUGCUCCUCAGUAUGAACCUAAGCCUUAGAACAAUAUCUGGUAGGUAGCAUGCGCUAAAUAGUUGAUGAGUAGAUCCCAGUAUGGUGAACAAGAGGGAUAGAUUGCCAUCUCUUGGAGUUUGGUGUCCAUUGAGACAGGUGGACAAUCACAUAAUCCAAUAAGAAAGUGCAGUGCACUGACAUCCGGCCUGGAUGGGAGGGAUCAGAAGGCUUCCCUGAGGUUGUGAUGGUGGCACCGAGGUUGGAGGGAUGGUGGUGGAGUGAGAGGUCAGCAGAGAGAAUUACCUGUGUAGUGCCCCAAGUGGGAAAGGUGCAGAGUGCUUUGAAGGAACUAGUGUGAACAAGGCUGAAGGAAGAGAACGCGGCUGGGAGGUAGGUGGAGAGUUUUAUUUUACAGAGCUUGGGAGGUCCCAUAUAGGUUGAUUAUUUUGCCCUUUAUCCUAAGACCAGUGGGAAGCAGUUGGAGGAUUUUAUGUCAUAGAAUUGUCUUUUUUAAAUGAUUCUGCUUUGCAGAGUCGUGUGGAAGCAGGGAGUGGUCACAUGUGGGUGUUACUGGGCGGCAAGGUAGGGAAUCUCUUUCUUCUUGUGUACACCUCUCUUCAUAGUUGAAAAGGCCAAGCCCCAGUCUAAAUGAGACCAGCCAGCUUCCUUAAAAUCCCUUUAAUUUGUAUUACAUAUAAUCGUGUAUGUUUAAAAAAUAUUUUAUUUUUUUGAGACAGUUUGUGUCACCCAGGCUGGAGUCCAGUGGCAUGCUCACAGCUCUCUGCAGCCUCGACCUGGGCUUGAGCGAUCUUGCCACCUUAGCCUCCCGAGUAGCUGGGACCCAUGGGUGCAUGCCACCACACCUGGCUAAUUAAAAAAAAAAUUUUUUUUUGUAGAGGUGGCGGGUCUCACUAUGUUGCCCAGUCUGGUCUCGAAUUCCUGGGUUCAAGCAGUCCCAGAGUGUUGGGAUUACAGAUGUGAGCCAUUGCACCUGGCCUAAAAAUGCUUUAAAAUUUGUUUAUAAAAUAUGUCUUAAAUUUGCUAAUAUUUGCCAGUUGUUUAAAGUAUAUUUGUUAUUUCAGAUAAUUUCAAACAUGCCUUUUUUAGGAGUGUCUCUGAAAAAUGAGAACAUUUUGUUUUCACAUUUCAGAGAGCUUUGUUUUUAUUGUCAGUGCUCAAAAUACAGAGAUGAAAACCUAGUGAUCAAUUUGGUAUAGAUGUACAAAUUGCUUCAGUUAUUGUUAUCUGUUAACAUGUUGAACAUUCUCUUUUUAAAAAUAUCAGGUCCUUUAAAAUUUUCUUUAAAGGUGGCUUCAUGCUUUUCUGAGCAUUCUUUUUAUCUUUGUUGAUUACAUAUUUGUAUUUCAUUGUUGAGAUUAUCGUCUGUGUAAUUUUUGCCUUAUCAGUCAGAGAAUACCAGUAACCUUUAGGAGGCAUGUACAGAUUUUUUUUUUUUUUUUUACUGGGUCCAUAAAGGGGGAAAGUUUGGUCAGGUUGGGGAGCAGUCACACUUCUUCCUGAGAGGUAGUAAAUACCAGGCUCUCCAUCUGGAGGAGGGGUCAGUAAAUCACGUUUGCAAAGGAAAAGAUGCGGUAAUUGGUAGGAUUCAGACCUGUGCCGGGAAACCCCAAUGGAUUUCUAGUUCAUUGCUUUAACCAUUCAGUCCUGACUUUAAAAGUAGACUUGAAGUCCCUAUGGGAAGCUACCUUCUAAAAAUCUAGACAUUUGAAAGGAUGAAAGCAUUGUCUCUUGUGCUUUUAGGAGGUUAAAAACAUUUAAACCACGGAUAGAACACUGGCAUUUAGUGUUUCUUGAGUACUGUAAAUACAGUAGCUUACUGUGAAAGUCUUUUUGGGUGGACUUCUGUCUGGCAUGAUUUGUUUUUUUUUUUGAGGUGGAGUCUCACCUGUUUCCCAGGCUGGAGUGCAGUGGCACAGUCUCCGCUCACUGGAAGUUCUGCCUCCCAGGUUCACGCCAUUCUCCUGCCUCAGCCUCCCAAGUAACUGGGACUGCAGGCGUGUGCCACCACGCCCAGCUGAUUUCUUUGUAUUUUUAGUAGAGACGGGGUUUCACCAUGUUAGCCAGGAUGGACUCAAUCUCCUGACCUCAAGCAAUCUGCCUGCCUUGGCCUCCCAAAGUGUUGGGAUUACAGGCGUGAGCCACUGUGCCCGGCCUGCGUAGCAUGAUUUUAAGUUCUAUGUUCCAUAUUCCUCUGUGGUUAAUAUCCAUACCUCCAGUGAUACUUGUUAUUUAUUUAUUUAUUUAUUUAUUUAUUUAUUUAUUUAUUUAACAGACGGGGUCUCGUUCUGUUGCCCAGGCUGCAGGAGUGGAGUGUAGUGGUGUGGCCACUGCUCACUGCAGCCUCCAAUUUCUGAGCUCCAGUGAUCCUCCUGGCUAUUUAAAUAAUAAUUUUUUGAGACAUGAGGUCUUGCCAUGUCACCCAGGCUGGCCUCAGUCUCCUGGCCUCAAGUGAUCCUCCAGCCUCAGCCUCCCAGGUUGCUGGGAAUAUGAGUGUGAGCCCCUGUGCCUUGCUCCAUUGACAGUUGUUACCAGGCUAAAUUGCUAGUUCAGGUUGCCUUUCAGUGGGUCACUUGGAGCAGGGGUCCCUAACUCCCAGGUUGUCCGACCCGUACCCAUCAUGGCCUGGUAGGAACUGCGCUGCACAGCAGGAGGUGAGCAGCAGGGUGAGUGAGCAUUACUGCCUGAGCUCCACCUCCUCUCAGAUGAGCAGUUGCGCUAGAUUCUCAUAAGAGCUCAAAUCCUACUGUGCACUGCACAUGCAAGGGAUCUAGGUCGCAUGCUCCUUAUGAGAAUCUAGUGCCUGAUGAUCUGAGGUGGAACAGUUUCAUCCUGAAAGCAUCCUCCUCACCACCCCCCACCCCCUGACCCCUCCGCUCUGUCUGUGGAAAAAUUGUCUUGCAUGAAACCUGUCAGUCCCUGGUGCCAAAAAAGAUUGGUUACCGCUGACUUGGAGUACUGACCAUUGUGAAAAUGAGUAACUGAUGAAUCAGCAAUAGUUGCUUCUUCACGCUGUCAGUGAAGACCAAAGAAUGAAUAUGGGAAGCAGUAUUACCAGUGUUGCUGCGUGUGCACGUGGCCUUCAGUUUUUCCCUGCUCUUCCCAUUUCUUUGUACACACCGAUGAAUUUAAUCUCUUCUGCUGAAAUCAUUAUUCUUUAGGGCUCAGUACAGGAGAGUUAAACCUAAGCAUGAAAGGACUGGAAAUGGGAUGUAGAAUUGCCAAAUAAACUGUAGAAGCAUUGAGGCACUUAAAAAUCUCCAUGACCUGGAGAAAUUCCAGUGAAGAGUAAACUUUUGCAGUGUGCCUUAGGAUUCCGAGUGACCACAAGUUUUAUUAUCUUUCAGGCAAGGCCACACAGAUUCUUGGCAUACUAUUUCCUGUAAGUUCAGAAUUUUGGAAGUGUGUUGGUCAUUGUGGUAGUCCUCCCCCUCCCCGCGUCCCCCUGCCAACCUUACAGGAAAGAAAGAAGUGGUAGUUUUAUUCUGUUAUUGAGAAUAGGUUUUUCAUGAAAUCACAUGAAGUUACAGCUCAACAUAAAUAACUGUAGACUAGAUGUUUUCCCAAAAUCGUUAUAUGGCCACAAAUUGUGUUAGAUAAUUAUAUGAGCAAGGCAAAUAAAUGCUGGAUCAUUAACUUCCAGUUUUCUUUCUUUCUUUUUCUUUUUUUUUUUGAGAUGGAGUUUCACUCUUGUUGCCCAGGCUGGAGUGCAAUGGUGCGAUCUCGGCUCACUGCAACCUCCACCUCCUGGGUUCAAGCGAUUCUCCUGCCCCAGCCUCCUGAGUAGCUGGGAUUACAGGCAUGCACCACCACGCCUGGCUAGUUUUGUAUUUUUAGUAGAGACAGGGUUUCUCCAUGUUGGUCAGGCUGCUCUCGAACUCCCCACCUCAGGUGAUCCGCCUGCCUUGGCCUCCCAAAGUGCUGGGAUUACAGGUGUGAGCCACCAUGCCUGACCCUUAACUUCCAGUUUUCAAUUUGAUGUUGGGAAGUGUGGUUAGGUAAAUUUAUUGUAAAGCAUAUAUUUACGAAAUGUUUAAUAAUAAUAAUAGUGAACAUAACAUUUAAUCAGCCUUAACCCAGUUGCAUGGAGUGUUUUCUUUUUAUCAGUUCCAUCGUUAUCAGUCUGGAAUUAAAAGACUGAAGGAACCUUUAAUUCUUUUUAAUUCCUUUUUUUUGAGACAGAGUCUCACUUUGUCCCCCAGGCUGAAGUGCAGUGGCUGUAUCUUGGCUCACUGCAAUCAUCACCUCCUGGGUUCAAGUGAUUCUCGUGCUUCAACCUCCAGAGUAGCCAGGACUACAGGCACGUCACCAUGCCCAGCUUAUUUUUAUAGUUUUAGUAGAGACAGGGUUUCUCCAUAUUGGCCAGGCUGGUCUGCAACUCCUGGCCUCAAGUGAUCUGCCUGCCUUGGCCUCCCAAAGUGCUGGGAUUACAGGCCUGAGCCACUGUGUCUGGCCUGAUUAAUUCUUAAUUCAUAAAAUGUUAGGUGUGAAUUAAAUAGUACUUUUGAAGUAAGAUGUUUAUAUUCUAAGACUGUGAGUUUUGUUCUACGUUAUUUUGUCAACUGAGAUUUGGUAACUAGUUUGUGAAAAUAAUUGUCAGAAAAACAGUGUAAUAUUGCAGUUGCAGUCUUAGGAUUUUAGAUCUCUGAAGACUCAGAAACUGAAGCCCAUGAGGUAAAAUUAAUUAGAGAUACAGCUGGCUAGUUGGUGACAGAGCUAGGACUGUAACGAGCCUCCUCUUUAAGUCCAGCAUCCCGUUGCACUGUAAUUGCAGAGUUUACUGUGGUCGCUGUUAAGGCGCACCCUCCGCUGUGGUAUAUCAAAAGAAAUUGGUGAAAGCAUUAAUUUUAUGUAUGUUAGAUAAUUUAAAUAAGUGUUUUAACUUUUUGAGGUAGAUUUUUAAAGCAGUUAUUAGACUGUGCUUUUUAAAAGAUUGAAAUAUAUUUACUCCAGGAAAAUUAAGUGUUUUGUCAUUUUAGAUAAUCCAUUAACCUUAAUCCAAAUAGGGAGGUGCUAAUUGGUGUUCUGGUUAACACCCUCCGGUUUGUAUCGUGUAAUCAGACUGCAGCUUACAGUUCAUCUUUGAGAAAUAGUCUAAGAGAAAUUCAUGUAAAUUAAAUGGUUUUCUUCCUAAAGCAUUCAGGGAGAGUUGUUCAUUUUAACGUCCACGCUGUUAACACAGGAGUCUGUGUGCAGUCUUGGAUCCAACUUCAACACCUGUGUUCAUACCCGUCACCUUUGUGUAGAGGAACUCACACUAGAGAUAAUGUGACUUGCUGUGAGCUCUCCUGGCCUUUGGUUUACUGUCCUCAGGCAACUGUGGUGUGUGUCAGGAUCUUUCACACUAUCUUACACUCUUAAGAAACUACAGCAAAUUGCAACAACUCCCACCCUCAACAAUGUAUUGGACUUGUAAUUCAGAGGAUUGAAAGCCCCCUCCCUUUUUUCCCCCCAUUUAUUCUUCAGAACACUUGUUUUACUGUUUGGGAAACUGAGUCUUGGUGACAGUUUGCUUUACAUCAUCCAAUACAGGAAGAACAGAAAAUGGGAACUUUAUAGCUUCUUGCUUAUAAGCCUUUUGCGUGGCAGGAGAGAAUUCUACCACUGAACGACCCAUGCACCGAUGCUUAUAAGCCUUUUGCAAGUAAUACCCAGCUCUUAGAGAGGGUCAGCGUUCUGUGCAGCACCUUGGAUCCAAAUAACAUGAUGUAUUUGGGGGCUUAAGUCACACAUCAUAGUUCAGCAUCAGAGAUACAGGCCCUGUACUUAAUAGUUUAAUAACUUAAUUAUUUAAAUAUUUAAUAGUUGAAUAAUUACUGUUAAACAAAGUAUUAAUAGUAAUUUUCAUUGUGGUUAUCUUUUUUUUGAGACGGAGUCUCACUCAGUUGCCCAGGCUGGAGUGCAGUGGCUUGAUCUCCGCUCACUGCAAACUCCGCCUCUCGGGUUCACGCCAUUCUCCUGCCUCAGCCUCCCUAGUAGCUGGGACUACAGGCGCCCGCCACCACGCCCAGCUAAUUUUUUUGUAUUUUUUUUUAUUAGAGAUGGGGUUUCACCGUGUUAGCCAGGAUGGUUGCGAUCUCCUGACCUCGUGAUCCACCCACCUCGGCCUCCCAAAGUGCUGGGAUUACAGGCGUGAGCCACCGCACCUGGCCCAUUGUGGUUAUCUUUGAAGCCAGAGAUAUCCUAUGCUACAAGAUUGAGUAAAGUUAUCUACAUUUCCGAACAGUAAUUCAGAAUCAUUGGAAGUGAUAGGAAUUUUCAAUGGCUGAUUCUUAUAGUUUGCCUGAAACUUUUUUUUUUUUUUUUUUUUUUUUGAGACAGGGUCUCACUCUGUUGCCAGGCUGGAGUGCAGUGGCGUGAUCUUGGCUUAUUGUGGUCUUGACCUCCCAGUCUCAAGCGGUCCUCCCUCCUCAGCCUCCCGAGUAGCUGGGACUACAGGCACGUGCCACCACACCUGGUUAAUUUUUGUAUUUUUUUGUAGAGAUGGGUUUUCAUCUUGUUGCACAGGCUGGUCUCAAACUCCUGGGCUCAAGCAAUCCUCCUGCCUUGGCCUUCAAAAGCACUGGGAUUACAGGCAUGUGCCAUCAUCCCCGGCCUGUCUGAAACUCUUUUUGUGAUGUUAGUGUUGACCUAAAAUGAAGAAGCUGAGUGAAGAGUUUAUUUGGGCCAAGCAUGAUGAUUGCAACCCAGGAGCAUAGACCAAGUUGCUCAGCGGCAGUUACAAGUGGAUUUUUAUGAUGGGAUGAUGUAUGACGGUGCUGGGAAGGCUCAUUCUCAGCCCUCAGUCAAGUCACUGAUUUAUGUAACUGUCAUUGCUUGUUAAAUCUUCUGUAGUCUUUGAAUUUCAUGCUUUUGGUUUUCUUAGAGGUAAAACAAUAAAAUACAUAGUAAAAAUCCUAUUACAUUGGAGAUUCAAUCCAAAUUGUAGGAAAACAAUAAAAACUCAAACACAAUGGUUAAGGCUGGAAUCUAAUAACAUGGGUACUAUAGUUUUCUUAUGAAGCAUAAUUUUUUCUCUCUCCAGUCCCCAUUUUUACUGAAGAUAUAAAUCUUAGGAGGACCAGCUUACUUGCAAAAUAAGUUUUAGUAUUAUACUUGGGCUGAUUAUUUGCAUAAAAUGCAACAAGAAUAAUGAUUGGCCAUAUAGGUUCUUUAAGUUGUCUUUGCUGGAACUUUCAUAAGGAAUUUUGGAUUCAACUAUAAAGCCUCAAGGCUAGGAAGCCAAGCCAAGGACUAUGCUGGUAAUACUUACAUGAAUUGGGUGAAUUCCUCUCUUCUUGAGGUCGCAAAAUAUCUUGAGGUUCCUGGGCUUGUCAGAAAGUAAGAUUGUUUUACUUGCUGCACAUCAGGAACCUUGUAAAGGAGCCAUGUAAACAAGGUACCAGGCUAGUCUUUCCAACAGGCUUUUUAUUGGCUCUACAUAGUCAACCUCUGUUCUUUAAACCAGUCUGGUCAUAUCUUAAAAUACGCCAUUCCAGUCAAGAGUGUCGGUAGAAUAACCAGUGUCUUAAUUGUGUCCUGUUACAAUAAACCGGUUUUUAUUGAACUUAAAACGCAUAUAAUUAGACUGUCAUAAAAUAAGAGUACUCAUGAAUAGUUUAUACAUUUUGGAGAAAUAAGGUAGAGAGUAAGGUGAAUGUUUCAGUCUUGCUCAUAAAGUUAUGUUUUACCCAUUUGCUACAAGCUAUAAAAAGCUUGAAAGAAAAAAGCUUCCUCGACUUGGGAAAACAAAACAUGAAAAGAAUCAGCAAUGUUUCAAACAAAAAGUCGUCAAAAUCAUUUCAGUCAUCUGUAAUUUCAGUCCCAUGUAAUUAAGUUUUAUUCUGCUUGAUAUACAGAGUUAGCAAUCAUCAUGAACACAACAGUUUAUUAGAGUUCUGAAAGUUUUUACUUACUCCAAUGAUAAUGGUCUUCAAAAUUAUCAGAAACUUGUAUUCAAGAGUACUUACCACCUGGCGCAGUGGCUCAUAGCUAUAAUCUCAGCACUUUAGGAGGCCAAGAAGGGAGGAUCGCUUGAGGCCAUGAGUUCAAGACCAGCCUGGCCAACAUAGCAAGACCCCCAUCUCGACAAAAAAUAGAAAAAUUAGCCAGGUGUGGUGGUGUGUGCUUAUAGUUGUAGCUACUUGGGAGGCUGAGGUGGGAGGAUCACUUAGGUCCAGGAGUUUGAGGUUGUAGUGAGUUAGAAAGUGCCACUGCACUCUAAUCUGCACAACAGAGCAAGACCUUGUCUCUUUAUUUAUUUGUUUGUUUUGAGACGGAGUUUCACUCUUGUUGCCCAGGCUGGAGUGCAAUGGCGUGAUCUCGGCUCACUGCAACCUCCACCUCACAGAUUCAAGUGAUUCUCCUGCCACGGCCUCCCAAGUAUCUGGGAUUACAGGCAUGCGCCACCACGCCUGGCUAGUUUUGUAUUUUUAGUAGAGAUGGGGUUUCUCCGUGUUGGUCAGGCUGGUCUCGAACUCCUGACCUCAGGUGAUCUGCCUGCCUUGGCCUCCCAAAGUGAUGGGAUUACAGGCAUGAGCCAUCGCGCCCAGCCAAGACCUUGUCUCUUAAAAAAAAAAUUAUUUUCCAUGAAUUCCCUUGAAGAAAAAGCAAAUUUUUGACUGUAGCCAAGUGUAAACUACUUUUUGAGAAGAGUCAAAGUAGAACAAUAAUUGUCUGUGGAUGCCAAAAGACUUAGAGUAGCUACAGUUAAAGACACAAUUUACAAGGAAAUUUGGUUAUUUUUGUGGCAUACAACAAUUUAACAUAAUAACCAUAAUUAUGUCUGACAUAUCAAGACAUAUCAGGAUUUCAGAAAUCUCAUGUAACGUUGGAACACACAUUAAUACCAUGCACACAAAUAUAACCCAAAGUUAAACACCAUUUCUUAUUUGACAAAGCUUCACAUACAAUUUUAACAUACCAAUUAAGCCUAAUAGGUCUCUCUCGGACUUCCAGGGGGUUCCUUUUGGAAAAGACUUAAUUUUAGAAUUUGAAAGUUGAUUUUGGGAAAUGUGUCAAAUAUUGAAAAGGAUGUUGUUCAAAACAGAAUCACAGGUUGCUGUAAAAUAAUAGUCAUUUAGCCAGAUAAUUGAAAUAUUUCAAAAAGCAAAAACCUUUUUUUUUUUUUUUUUUGAGGCGGAGUCUCGCUCUGUCUCCCAGGCUGGAAUGCAGUGGCGCCAUCUGGGCUCACUGCAACCUCCGCCUCCUGGGUUCACGCCAUUCUCCUGCCUCAGCCUCCUGAGUCGCUAUUCUCUUGCCUCAGCCUCCUGAGUAGCUGGGACUACAGGCGCCCACCACCACAUCCAGCUAAUUGUUUGUAUUUUUAGUAGAGAUGGGGUUUCACCGUGUUAGCCAGGAUGGUCUCGAUCUCCUGACCUCGUGAUCCACCCACCUUGGCCUCCCAAAGUGUUGGGAUUACAGGUGUGAGCCACUGCACCCGGCCAAAAAAACAAAAACUUUUUCUCUUUUUUGAUACUCAGUUUUCUAAACAAUCAAAAGACCUAAAAAGACGACAUGAGACCAACAGAAUCUUUUUUUUUCCAGCUUAUUCAAAAGGUGAGCAAAAGUCUUUUGUUAUCCUCAUUAAUAUUAUAUGAACAUCUUGUUCAAAAGAGAAAAAUAAAUUUUACCUUUGCAUCAGUAUAUUGUCAGUGCUAGAGCCUUUUAUUUUUUUUUCCCCUGGAGACAGGGUCUGCUCUGUUGCCUGGGGUGGAGUGUAGUGGUGUAAUCAUAGCUCGCUGCAGCCUCAAACUCCUGGGCUCAAGUGAUCCUCCCACCUCAGCCUCCUGAGUAUAAAGCUAUUUUAAUGAAACUGUCCAUCAAAUCUCAAUCAGCUUGGACCAUGCAAGAUAAAAUUUCCAUAAACUUUUUACAACCACUUAAAAUUUUUUCUUAAAGAGCAGACCAGUGCUCCAAGAAAAGUCUGCUGUUCUGACACAGGGGCCCAGACUCUGGCCCUGCAUUUGUGUACGUUGUAUAUUAAUGUUCAAUUUUAGCAAAACUAAAUAAUUCUCUUCUAAUUUAGCAAGCUUGAUUACACACAAUUUUUUUUUCACAAGAUUAAUCUUCCACAAAUGGUCUACAACUUGCUGAAGCCUUUGGUUUUGACCUAUACCUCUUUUUUUUUUUUUUCUUUGCUGGGGGGUGGGCGGUGGGGGCGGGUGGGGCGCUGAGUCUACCUCUGUAGCACAGGCUGGAGUGCAGUGGCAUGAUCUCGGCUCACUGCAACGUCCGCCUCCCGGGUCUCGGUUCAAGCAAUUCUCUUGCCUCAGCCUCUCGAGUGGCUGGGAUUACAGGCAUGCGCCACCAUGCCCAGCUAAUUUUUGUGUUUUUAGUAGAGAUGGGGUUUCACCAUGUUGGUCAGGUUGGUCUUGAACUCCUGACCUCAUGAUCCACCCACCUUGGCCUCCCAAAGUGCUGGGAUUACGGGUGCGAGCCACCACGCCUCACUCGACUUUUUUUUUUUUUUGGCUGAGUCUUCCUCUGUAGCCCAGGCUGGAGUGCAGUGGCGUGAUCUCGGCUCACUGCAACCUACCUUUCUUUUUUAUAUUGGCAUUUUACCUUAAGAGAAAAACUUACUUUCCUUUCCCCCUUAUCAUUUUGACCAUACAAAGAUCUCUGUGUACAAGGGAAAAACAAUUAGUCUCUUUUCAACUUUCCUUACAUCUUUUAAAAUAUGCUCUGUAUAUAAAAUUGUUUCUUAUACCUAAUAGUUUUAAUUACGUAUAUUAACUACAAUUUUAACUCUUAGUAACUCGAAUUUCCAGUGAAAAACCCAGGAAGUAAUUUUGAACUGUUUUAUACCACAUGACAACAAUUUCUGAAUAUUUCCUCAAUUUUUGUUUAUAACCUAAAUAUAUUUUGUUUAUAACCUAAAUAUAUUUAACUUUUCUGUACCCUAUAAAUGAGAUAGAUAUUUUAUGAUUACCUGUUAAUUAACAUAACAUGGCUUUAAGAUUAAAUUUUUGAAAAGGGUUUGUGAAACUAUGAAAAGUUUGUUUAUAAAUAUCUUAUUUACAUUCAUCUAAUUUAUUCUUCGUUAUUUUUAUUUUUUUUUGAGACCCAGCCUUACUGUGUCACCCAGGCUGGAGUGCAGUGGCUUGAUCUCAACUCACUGCAACGUCAGCCUCCUGGGUUUAAGUGAUACUCCCACCUCAGCGUCCCAAGUAGCUGGGACUACAGGCGUGCGCUGCCAUGCUCAGCUAAUUUUUGUAUUUUUGGUAGAGAGGGGGUUUCACUGUAUUGGCCUGGCUGGUCUCGAACUCCUAGUGAUGGGAUUACAGGCGUGAGCCACUGCACCCGGCCCUAAUUUAUUCAUUCUUAACAGUUAUUAUGCUUGAAUAGUUCAUUAAACAAAGUUAGCCAUCAUCUCAAUUUAUUUCUUUGUUAAUCAUUUCUACAGCCUGUGAAACCCUAGAGUUAAAUGAAUGAGUAUUUGCUGAUGAGAAGACAUAGCUCCUUUCAUUAAACCAACAAACUAAUCUUUAUUUACCAAAGAUCUACCCAAGUCAUGAACUAAAAGACAUUUGAGUUUCUAUUUGUCUGAUGAAAUAUUUGAUUUAAGCACUUGUGUUUUCUUUAAGCUGGUUAAUUAGAGGUGUUUCAUAUAUUUUGGUAGUGAAAUAUCACAUAUAUAUGAUACAUAAAAGUAAAGACAUGCAGAUGCACUAACAGAAGCAGAUCUUACAGUUUUAUAAGAUUUUUCAUUUGCUAGUGAAAAUAAUUCCCCCCCUCCUUUAGACUAUCAGUCUCUUAAUUAUCUGUUCCACUCCCCUAAACAAUUCAGAUUGCUAGACAACCCUAAAUUUUCACUUCCAAAGACAUGACUCUCAGGUGAAAACUUACAUCCCAAAGGCAGAGAACUUAGAUCUAAACACUAUUAUUUGUUGAAUCAAAAAGGGAUAGUCAGGAAUUGCCAGGAAAAGCAUCAAGCAAAGGGAAGGUUUGCUCUGUAAACUUUAAGCCAAUGUUUUUUUCAUUGUAAAAGUUUAUAGUGGCUUGAGUGCAGGAAGGGAGAUGCCCUUACAGAUGUCAGUUUCUUUUAUAAAGAGGUUCAGGAUAGCUAGCUAAAUGUCAGAAAGUCAUAUUUUGUGUUUUUGUUUUUGAUGGGGUCUCACUGCCAUUCAGGUUGGAGUGCAGUGACCUCUGCAACCUCUGCCUCCCAGGCUCAAGUGAUGCCUCCCGAGUAGCUGGGACCACAGGCGCACGCCACCAUGCCCCGCUAAUUUUUUUUUUUGAAUUUUUUUUUUUUUUUUUUGUCAAGACGAGGUUUCUCCAUGUUGCCCAGGCUGGUUUUGACCUCUUGAGCUCAAGGGAUCUGCCCGCCUCAGCCUCCCAAAGUGCUGAGAUUACAGGUGUGAGCCAAUGCGCUCGGCCAUAGAACGUCAUAUAUUGGAGAGCAGUCUGGUUAGAUAGGUGGUCUUCCAACCUAGAUGUUUCUUGGUUAGAUUACUGACUUUAAUGAGUGGAAAAAGAAAACAUUUGCAGUUUCUAGGGCCUAAUACUUAAAUUUGAAAAGCAGGCACAGAUGAAAGGCAGAGCAUCUAGAUCAAGCCUGUCCUACCCUCGGCCUGGGAUGGCUUUGAAUGCGGCCCAACACAAAUUUGUAAAUGUUCUUAAAACAGUAUGAAGAUUUUUUUUUUUUGCGAUUUUUUUUUCUUUUCUUUUCUCUCUCUCUUUUUUAAGCAUCUCAUCAGCUGUCAUUAGUGUUAGUGUAUUUUAUGUGUGGCCCAAGAUCAGUGUGGCCCAGGGAAGCCAAAGAUUGGACACCCUUGAUCUACAUCUUUAAAAAUCAAGGAUUCCACUUUUAUUAAUAGACUGAAUCUUGGGUCCCCCAAAGGAGGGAAACGCCAUAACACCUGCCACGCAGAGCUUCCACAGUGCUUCUCACUGCAAGGACAUUCCCUCAAGGUUGGUGAGUGGCCCAGUCAGCCCACUGUGACCAGCCCAUCCCAUAUGGGAAUCUUAUCACUUGGUGGUGAGCACUCUCCUAACCUCCAAGUGUUCAAACUGCAUCUGUCUAAAUGUGUAAAGAAACAGUAGCCAUCCUGCAGUAACAACUAUUCAGUCAGCCACUUCCCAAACUGCAGCUUUCACCAGUGACUUGUCCGCCAUUGCACACACAAAAGUCAGGGUCUCUCUCACAGUGUAAAGUAAUCCCGAAAGCCCCCGAAAACCACGAAAUUGGACAGCGCAAUGCAAAAGGGAGCAGAGCUUUAGACCUGAGAGGAAACUACUCACAACUCUUCAGACUCCGUACUGAAAACAGAAGACCCUUCCAGAAGGGGCAUCCUGAGGUUAGCAUUACACUUCUCCCAGUGGAGCCCAUGACUUCUGAUCAGGACGCUAAGGUUGUGGCUGAACCGCAGACGCAGAGAGUCCAGGAGGGCAAGGACAGCGCUCAUCUGAUGAAUGGUCCUAUAUCUCAAACCACUUCUCAGACAAGUUCCAUCCCACCUUUGAGUCAGGUACCAGCAACUAAGGUUUCAGAGCUGAACCCUAAUGCAGAAGUGUGGGGGGCUCCUGUGUUACAUCUGGAAGCAAGCAGUGCUGCUGACGGUGUGAGUGCUGCAUGGGAGGAGGUGGCUGGCCACCACGCAGACCGUGGCCCGCAGGGAUCGGAUGCCAAUGGUGAUGGUGACCAGGGCCAUGAGAAUGCCGCAUUGCCAGACCCGCAGGAGUCGGACCCAGCAGACAUGAACGCUCUCGCUCUGGGUCCCUCAGAAUAUGACUCUCUGCCUGAAAAUAGCGAGACAGGAGGAAAUGAGUCUCAACCAGACAGCCAGGAAGACCCCCGAGAAGUACUUAAAAAAACAUUGGAAUUCUGCUUAUCUAGGGAGAACCUUGCUAGUGACAUGUAUCUUAUAUCACAGAUGGAUAGUGACCAGUAUGUGCCAAUCACAACGGUGGCUAACCUCGACCACAUCAAGAAGCUCAGCACUGAUGUGGACUUGAUUGUGGAAGUGCUAAGAUCUUUACCUUUAGUCCAAGUGGAUGAAAAGGGAGAAAAAGUAAGGCCAAAUCAAAAUCGCUGCAUAGUAAUAUUGCGUGAAAUAUCUGAAUCUACCCCCGUGGAAGAAGUAGAAGCACUAUUUAAAGGAGAUAAUUUACCAAAAUUUAUAAACUGUGAAUUUGCAUAUAAUGAUAAUUGGUUUAUUACAUUUGAAACAGAAGCUGAUGCACAACAGGCUUACAAAUACCUUCGAGAAGAAGUCAAAACUUUUCAAGGAAAACCAAUUAAGGCACGGAUAAAAGCAAAGGCAAUAGCUAUAAACACAUUUUUGCCAAAGAAUGGAUUUAGACCCCUGGACGUGAGCCUGUAUGCCCAGCAGCGCUACGCGACGUCGUUCUACUUCCCUCCCAUGUACAGCCCCCAGCAGCAGUUCCCCCUGUACAGCCUGAUCACUCCCCAGACGUGGUCAGCAACGCACAGCUAUCUUGACCCACCCUUGGUAACUCCAUUUCCAAAUACUGGAUUUAUAAAUGGGUUUACGUCUCCAGCGUUCAAGCCUGCGGCGUCUCCUCUGACUUCUCUCAGACAGUAUCCUCCUCGAAGCAGGAAUCCUAGUAAAUCUCAUCUGCGGCAUGCGAUUCCUAGUGCAGAGAGGGGACCUGGGUUAUUAGAAAGUCCUUCAAUAUUUAACUUCACUGCAGAUCGAUUAAUUAAUGGUGUCCGGAGUCCACAAACAAGGCAAGCAGGUCAAACUAGAACACGGAUUCAAAACCCUUCAGCAUAUGCCAAGAGAGAGGCUGGGCCUGGGCGUGUGGAGCCAGGCAGUCUCGAAUCCUCUCCUGGUUUAGGGAGGGGAAGGAAGAAUUCCUUUGGCUACCGGAAGAAAAGGGAGGAGAAGUUUACAAGCAGCCAGACACAGUCUCCAACGCCACCAAAGCCUCCGUCGCCAAGCUUCGAGCUGGGGCUGUCCAGCUUCCCUCCAUUACCUGGAGCUGCCGGCAAUUUGAAGACAGAGGACUUGUUUGAAAACAGGCUAUCUAGCUUGAUAAUAGGACCAUCCAAAGAAAGGACCCUCAGUGCAGACGCAAGCGUGAACACCCUUCCUGUAGUGGUCUCCAGAGAGCCCUCGGUGCCGGCUUCUUGUGCUGUAUCAGCAACGUACGAGCGAUCCCCCUCCCCAGCUCAUUUACCCGAUGAUCCCAAGGUGGCGGAGAAACAGAGGGAAACCCACAGUGUGGACAGACUUCCUUCCGCCCUCACUGCGACCGCGUGUAAAUCGGUGCAGGUGAACGGAGCCGCCACGGUACGUACCUCGUGCCUGCCUUCCUGCACGACAGCCGCGAGGCUCUGGUGUGAACAGACGCUGCGCACUCCUGCACCUGCUCGUUUUUUAAUCACAUCUAAUUUGGAAUUGCGAAAGCCCAGCUACGCAGAGAUUUGUCAGAGAACGAGUAAAGAGCCUCCUUCUUCCCCAUUGCAACCCCAAAAAGAACAAAAGCCAAACACUGUUGGUUGUGGGAAGGAGGAAAAGAAGCUGGCAGAGCCCGCAGAGAGAUACCGGGAGCCCCCAGCCCUCAAGUCCACACCUGGAGCCCCCAGAGACCAGAGGCGGCCGGCGGGGGGCCGGCCCUCGCCCUCGGCCAUGGGGAAGCGUCUCAGCCGAGAGCAGAGCACUCCCCCCAAGUCUCCUCAGUGAAAACCGUACGUCUGGGAGGGGUCGCAGAGCGCUGUGUUAACCACAAACGAGACACUCUCCCACUCAGUGCGAGGGCGAGCCGCUGGUUAGGAGCUUGCAGUGUCUGAGGCCUGUGGGAUCCUCAAGUUGGUUUUCUUCUGUGAGUUGGAUUCUCCCCCUCUUGAAAAAAAAUCGAUUUUUCAGGAUUUAAUUAAUACAAACCUUAUUUUAGGUUGGUGCUUAACUGGAGGUGAUGCAUAAGUCUGAUUUUUUUUUCCAAGAUAGAAAAAGCAUUUAUCCUAACAAAUUGGUAUUUUUUAUUAAGCCUCCAUGUGGCUCUGAAUGCAAGCUAUAUAUAGUGAGUUUUUCUAAAUUAAGGGAACUCUGCUUUUUUUUUUUUUUUUUAAGUAACUGGUCUGUAAGUGCAUAUCUCUAGAACGUCCCCGCAGAUGAAUGAGGGCCAGUGGCCUUGGCAGAGGCAGGUGUGGCCUCGUAGAGGCAGUGCUGGCCGCGCCAGGGCAUCAGUGCUGAUGUGGGAGCUGUGCUUCCACCUAAGCCGUUGGUAGGGGACUGUGGCAUUUAAGAAUGUAGAGAGCGCAUCCUUUUUGAUCUCCUGGGCGGAGUGAACCUGCAGGGGCCACCCCAGAAACCUUGGUUCUGAUGCACUGCAAGCAAGUAACCAGCUUCUCACUCCAGUUUCAAGUGGCUAUUAUGUAAUAUAAAUUCAAAGCACAUUGUGAAUAGAACCUACAUGAAAACAUACACUUUGUUGCCCACUGACAUGUUACCAGAAGUUGUACCAUGAUGUUGUUUUGACCCCUGUGAGCUGAUGGCCCCGGCCCUGCUCUGUGCACAUUUCUGUCCGUGUUCCCCAGCACUCUGGUUGGAGAGAGUCCACAUCUUCAGCUCCGUGUGGACAUCUCCCUGUACCUCUGCAUCAGCACAUGGAUUUAAGAGUUAUGUAAUCGUGAGAGAAUGGUGUUUGUGGUUUUUCCCCCUCUUUGGCUGGUGGAGGAUAAAGUUCCUGCUCUUUUACCUCCAAGACGAGGGCCUCAUUGAUUCACUUCCAGAAGUGCUGCACUUCUGAAGAACAAGGAUGCACUAAAGUUAGCAAGUUUAUAAUAAAGUUAAAUAUAAAUUAUUUUGUUUUAAAAUGCCUCAAAUUUUUCUUUAUUCUAAGCAGCAAACAUUAAAAUAAGAAUAUUUCCUGCUAAAUGUAACCAUACACUUUAUUCCACAAAAUGUUAUUUAACAAGACUGAGGGUUUUUUUUAAGAAAAAAUUAUUUCCAUCCAAUAUUUAAAGACUUGAAUUUUAUUUAAACUUGAAAAUGACUUUGCCUUAACUUUUGUAUAAGACAGCUUAGAGUCCAUGGAGCCCGGCCCUGGGUUGGCGUGAGUGGGUCAGAGUUACUCAGUUACUGCGUGGAUCUCCUGUCGCUAGUUUUACUGAGUAAGCAUACUGUAGUACAAGAGCUAGUAGUAGUUUUUGUAAUAUACCUUAAAGAUCUUCAACAGUUGAUCUUUUUUCAGAAUGUUGGAAAAUCCUGUAAAUGCAAAUAGUCAAUACUGUAUUAAAUACGUGCACUUGGAGUGUGCUUCGCUUGUACAGUUGUAAAUAAUCAGAACAUAUGAAAAAGGUACCCUACAGAGAAAAUUCUGAUACAGAUUAUUGAUAUAUUAUAAAUGUUGCUGUUGAGCGGGAUGUAGAUAAACUAAAUGUUGUGGUUUGAAUAUUAUUUUGAUUUGUUGAGAUUUUCUUUUUUCUCUUACAUCGGUGUGUUGAACUGAUUCUGCCUCUUUGCUGCAAAAGGGAAUUGGAAAGUCUUAUUAAAAGCCUCCAGAUGUUUUCAUACUCUUUUAAAAUGUAUGUAAAUGCAUACUAAUCAUAUCUAAUGUGAAAGAGUUUUAAAGUAUAUAGAGAGCAAAAACUGGCAGGAUCGUAAGUGAAGGUGACUAGUAAUCUAAUUUAAAUCACCUGCAGCUAAGCAUGAUUGACCCUGCCAGAGGAAAACAUGCCUAUUUGACCAUUUCCUUUAAAGCAGUUGCCAUUAUUCAAAUACAGAGAAAUAGCCACAGGGCUAGUGUUUUUCAAAUGCAUUUUAAAGAACAUGGGGAUUUUUUUUUGUAGUUGUCAGUUCACUGACCAAAAAAAAAAAAAAAAUCAGAAAUAAUUGAUCUGUGAAACCCAAACUCUCAAUACUCAGAAAGCUGGGAGGCAACCUCGAGGCCUGGGCCUACGAGCUGCAUCUUCGCUACGGAAGGGCCAGGGCGCCAUCAGCCAUUCCCAAAACACAAGGCCUGCCCGUCCGCCAGUGAGUCCUUGGUUUUUAAUAAUGAGAAGUCCUUUCCCCCAAGGUGUGAGCAUUGCAGCGCAGUGUGUGUGUGUGGUUAGAGCCAGCUUAGUCCUUCACUUUGUCGACCGAAGUGGGAGCUCAACAGCUGCAUGAGGAGGGCAGCGCGUGCAUUAGCCAGUCGCCACUGGAGGGCUCUGCUGCCCUCCGGUCAAUACACUGUAGUUACUGCCUAGCCAGCAGCAGUCUUCUGCAUCAAGAACUGAAACGUUGCUCGGAGGUGAUUUUUAUAGCAUCCUUUUUAAUUAAAGGUGAAAUACAGAUUGCUAUAUAAUGUCUGAAAAAACCUGAUACUACUUCAAGAGUUUCUGCUCAGAAGAAAAUGAGAGUUAUCAUAAUAGGAAGCUGUGGCGGUCCAUGCCAACUGUGCUGUGUCACAUACAGCGAUGAGAGUGGCUUUCAUACUUUUUUUUUUUUUAAGUUAACACCCUCCUUUACCCCCAGCAGUAUCUCAGGUUAUAGAAUCAGAGAUGCAGCAGUGACAAAUGGCAUUUUAACUUGUAAAAUCGUGUGAUGAUGCUUAUCAUUUUGAAAUAGAAGAAUAAAAACCUGGUCCCGUUUCACCAGACAUGAAUUUCAAGUGGAGUCGUCGUUCUCUGAGAGUGAGUGUCUUGACAUUUUCACCCAGGCCCUCCUGUCAUCACAUCACCGGCUGUCACUGGCGGGUGGCCGUAAACGUCCUGCGUUGCUAUAUUAGGAUCUCUGCAGUUCAGGCUUCAAAACCAGUUCAGUGUAUCCGGGCGACGGGUAGUGGUGGUGCAUGCCUGUCUGUGUGCCCCGCUGGCGAGCUGUAGUUGCGGCUUGCGUGCCUCGCGGCCCACUACAGGGCUGCAGACAAUCGAGGCGAGGGCGCUGGCCGCCAGCAGCUCACAGCGCGGGGGUCAUGUGGUCGCUCCUCGAGGGUUUCGUUUUUGUUCUGCUUCAUUAAGACUGGAAUCAAGCUUACAUGUAAACUAUUGGUAAUUUAAGUUUCCUUUUGUGUCAUUCAGUGUAAAACUGUCUAAUUUGAAAAAAAAUGUAGGUUAUGAAAAUAAAGAUUUAGGCACUGUUCAAUUUUUCUUUUGAUUUUUUUUAAAUUAAAAUUUCUUCAAUAAUGCAUCUUUUCUAAACAUAGUUUUUUGUCUGUUCCCAUAAGUGCAUGAGAAAGAAACACGGGCCUCAUAUAUGAUUGGAUCCUAAAGCCUUCUCACCUACGUGGGGGCUGGCUGUGGCACACGGGGCUCACCCUUUGUGUUUUAGUGGUUCAGAGUGAGCAUUAACAUCAGAUGCUCAUGCGGAGACAGCCAUUACUGUGACUGCCAAGAUGUACUGCAAAAAUACAUGUUCCUGUAUCAGGACUUUGAUUUUGUUAAAAUGGCACUCUCUCCAAAGCUGUGUCCAUGAAGCUGUUUGGAGCUAACGUUGGGUCUUCAUGGUGAUGGACUCAUCCUUAGGCAGCAGUGAUGUCUGCACUAGGAAGAGGCUGGCGGGAGGCGGGGCCCCUCCUGUGCCAGGCACCGAGUGGAUGGGGGACUGAUUAACAUGUUGCUGCCUUCCUCCUCUGUGCAUUGCCUUUUCAUGUCGUCUUCCCAUUUUUACUCUUUUUCUGAUGGAAUUAAUAUUCUUGAUCUGUUAAGGCUAUUAAUCCUUUGUCAUAUAUGUUACAAAUAUUUUCUUUCAAUCUACCAUUUGUCUUAACUCUUUAUUUAGAAUAGUAUCUUUUACGGUGUUUAAUUAUUGUGUAGUAAAAUCUAUCAAUCUUCUCCUUUGUUGAGUGUCUUGGACUUGCUUAAGAAGCCUUUCCCUACUCCAGGGUCAUAAAGUUAAUAGUGUGUGUGUAUGUGUGCGUGUGUGUGUGUGUGUGCGUGCACACGCACACACACACACACACGCUUUUAAUCCAGCUGGGCCUAAUCGUGUGUGUGGUGUGCGUGCUUAGGCAGGAACCCAGUUUUACUUUAUGCCAUGUGGAAAGUUUCUUUUUCCAGUAUCACCAGUGAGUUCACUGUCUCUCCACUGGUCUGCAGUGCUGCUUCUGUUACUUGCAGACUUCCCACGUGUGCAUGGAUCUCCACCUGGGGUCUCUAGGGUCUCUAUUCUACACUGCCUAUUUCCCUUUCUGUCCUAACACCAUAGCAUUUAACUCACCCGUCAUCCUGUGUUGCUGAGAAUUUCCUUCAUAGAACUCAUCAAAGUAUGAUUAACUGUGCUCCCUGAGGGCAGGAAUUAUGCCAUCUGGAUCACCAGCCUCUCCCUUGUCCUUAGCACGCCAUCUGCAAAUUAGCAGAUACUCGGUAAAUGUGUAUUAACUCGAAGUAUAUUUUGUGUCUUCUCUGUGCACAGCACUGCCCUGGGAAGAACUAGGAUGAGGUAUUGACUUGCUGUUGCCACAUAACAAACCCUGCCAGAACUCCCUGGAUGGAAGUGACCACCGUGUAUCUGUGGAUUGUCUGCAGGGCUCUGCUGGGGUCAGCAGGUCCCACAAGAGAGCCAGGGCUCGGUCUCCUCAUGGCUGUCAGAGGUUUACGUAUUCCGCCUCCACCCACCAAAGUCUGAAGUUGUUGUAUUCCAUUCCUUGCUAUAUCCACAUCUUUUAAUAAUGCUAAAAUCCCGUGUUUCUCUAAAGCAUUGGAUUGAACCAACUGAAGAAGGACCACGUGUGUUGCUGGGCCUGCUUGGGCACAAGCCGUUUCCGAUCCAAGUCAACUGCUGGUCUGCUUAGACGAAGGUGUGUGGGUGUCUCCACCACGGAGAGGAGGGACAGCAGGUGAGACCAUAGGCCAGGAAGGAAGGGCACAGCCUAAGCGUGCAGUGGCUUAGCCAGAGACCCUCGUGCACCAGCCUUCAGGUGCUUAUGGAACUUAUGUCAGCCCAGGCCAUAUCCAAGUGUGUGAUGUCUCGGAGCAUAUAUGCCAGGCCAGCCGGAGAGGCUUAGCCCUGCCCUGGUGGAGCUGGAGGGCCGCAGGGCCGCCCGGUGGGGUCAGGAGGUUGUGAAGAGGAUCCUGAUACAGGCUGGGCCUCCCUGCAGGCGUGAGCCCCGGAGCACGGGGUGAGCAGCUCCACCCAGAGGGGCUUGCAGGACCAAGCUGGGACAGCAACCACCAGGCCCUGGGGCAGAUCAGUGAGCGUCCAGGAGAUGCAGAUGCAGAAGACAGCCAAAUUCAUUCACCUCUGCGUGGGCCUGUGAGGGCCCACAGAGAUGCAUUUUCAUUCACGACCAGGAUUUCCUCGGCCGGAGCAGCCGCUUUUCCCAGCCGAAGCUCACUGUGUUUACUACAUAGGAUGUGAGUGUAUAGAAAGACUCUCUCUAACGUUAGCUACGCGUGCAGAAAUGUGGGGCGCUUACAAGUGUGGGCAGCCGCAGCCUGUUCCUCACCCCUGUCCUAACGGGACAUACUCCACGCAUGCACAUUUAGGAUCACCGUGUCUUCUCGUUGGACUGAUCUGUCAUUAGGACCCUGGACCCAAGUAAUUGUCUUUGCUCUGAAGUUUUGACAGUAACAAAGGCAUUCCAGCUCUUUCUUUUUCACUCCUGUCGGUGUAACGUGCCGUUUUUCAUCCUUUGACUUUUAGCCCGCCUGUGCCCUGUCUGAAGGGAGUUGUCUGUGGACAGCACGGAGUGGUGGGUGUUUGUAAUCCACUCUGCCAGCCUCAGUCUUCUAACUGUUGCGUAUGGACCAAUUACAUCUGCCCUUUCUCUUC
Homo sapiens (human) is the source of this 25359-nucleotide messenger RNA. RefSeq names its product La ribonucleoprotein 4B (gene LARP4B). Gene Ontology annotation, biological process: positive regulation of translation. The record is from RefSeq and is a predicted model, not a curated record. The transcript is spliced from 18 exons. Gene Ontology annotation, cellular component: cytosol. Bases 17026 to 19347 code for a protein of 773 amino acids. Gene Ontology annotation, molecular function: nucleic acid binding; mRNA 3'-UTR binding. NCBI's taxonomy places the organism in Eukaryota, Metazoa, Chordata, Mammalia, Primates, Hominidae.